UCCAAACAUUUUUUCUAUAACCAUGAGUUCAGUCCAGCAUUCUCUAUUUUCUCCCCUCUUUUGCCCUCUCUAUCGAUUAUACUGCCUUUUAAAUCCUUAUAAUGAGAAGUUCACGAUAAUCAACAUUUCUUGUUAUCUUCCAAAUGUCGAAGGCAACAGCAUUUUACGUUAUUAUCGCUACCUUGGCCACCGCCUUUACCCUCUUUAUUGGUGCAACAACAAAGAAGUAGGAGAUGAGUCUUUGUGUCAUGCUUGUACGUGUAAAGAAAUUGGUACAACCUAUUACUUUUGCGACAAAUGUGGGUUAUCAUUCCACAAAGAAUGUGUCGAGUCUCCCCCUCUAAUCAAAUCUCUUUAUCACUCUAAACACCCUCUCCAACUAGUUCUUGAUUAUUCAGGUAUAUAUUGUUCUCAUUGUGAAAGUCGUUAUAGAUAUAAAGACGUAAGGUUAUAUUACUACUGUUUUACUUGUAAGUUUAGUUUGCAUCCUGUUUGCGCGACAAGACCCUCGUUCCUUAACUAUCCAAAAAGGCAUGAGCAUGACCUCAACAUCUUUUCGAGAAAAGCUGAUUUGACAUGUGAUGUUUGUGGGGUAGUUGAUAGCAAACUUCUCAUCUACGUGUGUCUUCAAUGUGAUUUUGUUGUCCAUGAAAAUUGUAUUUACUUACCAUUUGUCAUAAGAAUAUCCCGUCAUGACCACCGUCUCUCUUUCACAUAUUCUCUUCCUAGAAUAUUGUCUUGUGGAGUUUGUCGUCAAAAAGUUGACGAAGACUAUGGAAGUUAUUCUUGCACGAAAGAUUGCAGUUACGCAGUGCAUUCCAAGUGUGCAACUCGGGAAGAUGUGUGGGAUGGAAAAGAACUUGAGGAAGAACCGGAAGAAGACUAUGAAAAUUUGAAUUCUUUUGAAGUGAUAGGUGAUGGAAUUAUAAAACAUUUCGGCCAUUCACAUCACAUGAAGUUUGAAAGGAAGACCACUGACAUUAUGUAUGAUGAUGAAAAGCGAUGUCAAGCAUGCCUACUUCCAUUCUACGGAGGUGGCGUUUACGAAUGUAUGGAAUCCAACUGUGAUUUUGUACUCCAUGAAGCAUGUGCAAAUCUUCCCCGGACAAAACAACAUAUAGCACAUCCCAAUCCUUUUAUUCUACAAGUGAGUGACACCAAAAAUAUUUUCUUGUGUGAAUAUUGUCAGCGUUGUUUGUAUGGUUUCAGAUAUGUGUGUAGCAAAGGAGAUGAGUCUAUAAGUAUAGACGUGCGAUGUGCUGCAAUAUCUGAGCCAUUUGUCCAGCAAUGCCACCCACAUCCCUUGUUCUUAAGCAAUGAACUUGGAAAAUCUAGACUCUGUUCAAUCUGCAAAAACGAGAAAGAUCAAACUUUGAAUUGUAUCGAAUGCAGCUUCUUUUUGUGCUUCCGUUGUGCUACACUCCCAUAUAAAGUGAGAUAUGAGCAUGAUGAGCAUUUCCUCACCCUUUCUUACAAAGAGAAUGAAAGUCUCAAUUGGUGUGAGAUUUGUGAGGAAAUUAUGGAUUCAACCAUAUGGCUUUAUACAUGUCAUGAAUGUGGGACCGUUUUCCAUAUCCAAUGUUUCCUAGGAAAAUGUGCACCCUAUGUCAAGCCUGCUCAAAAUCUCUUGUUAGAUGAUACAAAAUUUAAUAUAAUCCCGAACAAUCGUCUCACUCGACCCAUCUGCGAUGACUGUGGAAGGCGUUGCCAAGAUAAACUAAUGCUUGAAGUUUAUGAUGAUGACAGAAAAAUGUUGUAUUGUUACCGUCAUUGUCUAAAAAAAUAAUACUAAUGUACAUGUUCUAGUUGGUAUAAAUUGUUUGUUGUUUUAAAGAUUAUGCAUUAAGCUGGUUUGUAUUAUAUUUAUUUUUCACUUGUCAAGUUGUAAUACAUGUAACUGUU
This is a messenger RNA of Brassica oleracea var. oleracea, 1902 nucleotides long. RefSeq lists its product as uncharacterized. Lineage: Eukaryota; Viridiplantae; Streptophyta; Magnoliopsida; Brassicales; Brassicaceae. Bases 23 to 1786 code for a protein of 587 amino acids. The record is from RefSeq and is a predicted model, not a curated record. The transcript has a single exon.